Dibothriocephalus latus is the source of this 282-nucleotide messenger RNA. The record is from the annotation of a GenBank genome assembly. Lineage: Eukaryota; Metazoa; Platyhelminthes; Cestoda; Diphyllobothriidea; Diphyllobothriidae.
AUGUUGUCCAUCUUCAUGGCACAUAGACCACGCGACGCUCUCUCCAAGGUCGAACGAACUUUCUACGAGCAGGUGAAGGGCACGCCCAUGGGUUCGCUCAUUUCCGGACUCAUCGUAGAGGCAUUCCUGAAACGGUUGGAGUCGCACGUUUUCCAACACCACGGAGCGAAAUCCUGGGCUGCGUAUGCGGACGACACCUUCGUCGUUACUGAGCAGGAUCAGGUGCUGGCAUUUAAGGGACGUCGAAAUGCCGUCUUCUCGGAAAUUCAAUUUACGACGUAG